Messenger RNA from Rangifer tarandus platyrhynchus (Svalbard reindeer), 279 nucleotides. The record is from the annotation of a GenBank genome assembly. NCBI's taxonomy places the organism in Eukaryota, Metazoa, Chordata, Mammalia, Artiodactyla, Cervidae.
AUGGACAAGAAGCGUUCCAUUAUUGGCCGGCUUGGGGGAAAGGCGUCCCCCCACCUCUCACCAAAGGAGCUGACGUUCACCCCCGAGACCCGACUCCCGCGGCCCCUCGGUGUCCCGGGCGCGGCGGGGCAGGAACGGCCACCGCGCCCUCUGGGACCGCGGGGAUCGCCUUCGGAGCUGCACGGUCGCGCACACUUUGAAGUGCGGCCGGGCCUAAUGAGGGGCUUUCUGGGCGGCUGGAUCAAGUGUCAGGGCCGCCCCCAGACGCCGCUCGGCUGA